GCUCCUAUACAAAGGCUGGACUGGAGCGAUAGUUCGCUGGCAUUGGCAUUGGCCAAGGAGCAUGGACCCGGACGUCGCGCUCCACCUUCAGAUCGCCGCGGUGGUCGUGAUGGCGGUGCUCAUCGUCGCUCUAGCCGUCGCGGCCUCCGGCGGAGCCUGCGACGACGCGGCCGGGGGCGCCGCGGUGCACGCCGCCGACGUCGAGGCCGCCCUCGGCAACGACACGCUCAUGACGUACGAGCAGGCGGCCGCCAGGAAGAAGAAGGAGAAGGGGGAGGAAGAGGAGGAGCGGUGCGCCAUCUGCCUGUCAGAGUACGGCGAGGGCGAGGCCGGCGAGCUGGUGCGGGUGGUGCCGGCCUGCGGGCACUUCUACCACGCGAGCUGCGACGUCGACAAGUGGCUCCGGAAGCGCCGGACGUGCCCGCUCUGCCGCGGAGGGCUCUGGCCCCCGCCGCCGCCGCUGCCGGGGCUGCCACGGCCGGAGUGCCCGCCGAUGCCGCCGUCCCAUUAGCUUAGCGUGCCUUCUUUUUCGAUGCGUGCUUGUUAGUUGUUAGGAUUUGAAUUCUUGCAAGAGUGCAGAGGAUGCGCGCUUGCACAUGC
This is a messenger RNA of Triticum aestivum (bread wheat), 600 nucleotides long. RefSeq names its product E3 ubiquitin-protein ligase EL5-like. Lineage: Eukaryota; Viridiplantae; Streptophyta; Magnoliopsida; Poales; Poaceae. Gene Ontology annotation, biological process: protein ubiquitination. The record is from RefSeq and is a predicted model, not a curated record. Gene Ontology annotation, molecular function: transferase activity. The transcript has a single exon. The coding region runs from base 62 to 511 and encodes 149 amino acids.